Penicillium waksmanii is the source of this 984-nucleotide messenger RNA. Its product is annotated as NmrA/HSCARG family protein. Lineage: Eukaryota; Fungi; Ascomycota; Eurotiomycetes; Eurotiales; Aspergillaceae. Bases 1 to 984 code for a protein of 327 amino acids. The transcript is spliced from 5 exons. The record is from RefSeq and is a predicted model, not a curated record.
AUGAAGCAGAUCAGAGCAAUCGCGGUCAUUGGUGCGACAGGCACCCAGGGAGGUUCUGUCGCCCACUCACUUUUGGAUAACAAGGCCUUCGAAGUGCGAUGUAUUACGAGAAACGCGUCGUUGCCCCGAGCAAAGGCUCUCGCGUCCAUCGGGGCUCAAGUGAUCCAGGCUGACACCACACAACGCUCAGAGCUGGAGAAUGCAUUCUCGGGAUGCUGGGGUCUCUUUGUAAACUACAGUGUCUAUGGUGCCGAUAUCGAGGAAGCAGAACGUCUGGGGAAAAAUAUAUUCAUUGCAGCGGCCGCAGCGGGGAUCAAACAGGUUGUCUUCAGUUCCGAGCCUCAUCCUGAGCGGCUCACAAAUAGAAAAGUCCCUCUCGAUUACUUGGAUGUCAAAGCACGAGUUUAUGAAUGGGUCUAUCAGAAUCUGAUAUUCGACAGCUUUACUCCCAUCAUGCCUGGCUGGUUCAUGGAAAAUAUGCAAGAUCCCCUUAUGCAAACGCUGCUGGGAGGAUUCCCUUGCAACAAGGACAAGGAUGGAUACUUGACAUGCCGCGCACCUUUAUGGGGUGGAAUUGAAGAUGUGCCCUGGGUCAGUAUAACUGAUGACUUUGGGGACAUGGUUCAUGGCAUAUUUCUCGAUCCGAUUCGAUGGAAUCACAGGCCGGUUCAAGCGGUGGCCGACCCAAUGUCGUUUGGAGAGAUGACUCGAAUCUUUUCACUUGUCACGGGACAGAAGGCACGAUACACGUCAUGUGAAUUGUCUGAGGUUAGGUUCGGGGUAACAUAUGACAACCUGAAGAACUCGGAUCACAGCGCCUUGUUUAGAUACUCGCAGUUACGGGAUGGCGAGUAUUAUGGCAAUGGCCCUACUGAGACCCGAACCUCUAGCCAACUCAAGAAAGCUGCUUUCAAGGCCAAAGGAGGAAAGGGGCGAGAAACUCUUUUGACACUGCGGGAAUAUCUUGAGCAAGAAUUCUCCUGA